AAUCCGCUGGGACGGCUGGCAACCGCUCAGGCUGUUUAAUAGCAUUGGCGGAGCCUGAACAGAGGCGAGAGUGACGCUUUCGCCCACUUACAAAUCUCAUCAUCGCCGGGAGGAAUAAAGCCGGCAGCCGGAGGACCGCGGACUGAGAACUUCGGCUUCCGUACCAGACAACAGGUUGUCAAAAUCGCAGCAGGAGCGACUUACGCGCCGAAAAGGAGCGAAGAAGACCAGUUCUUUUAGCAGCAGCACCAACUACGUGAGAAGAAAAGAGCGAAGAUGAUUCCCCAACUAGCCCUGAUGGUCCUCGUGAGCAUGGCGCACGAGGGGUCGAACGUGGGCGGCGCGGUGGUGACGUCGGACGGGCAGCACGCCUGGGUGAGUCGCAGCCCCGCCAGCGGGCUCCAGUACAUCACCCUCCACAACAGCCGCUACGGACGCGAGUCGGACGAGGUGGGCGGCGACCCCAGACAGGAGGCCAGCCGACACGCCGACGUGGCGCUUCACUCCAGCAGGCUGGGCCGGGAGUCGGAGGAAGACGAGGACGGCCCGGAGAGGCCGUGGAGAGACGCCGGCGACUUCUGGGCCCUCCCUUCCAGCAGGUACGGGCGGCAGAUGGACGAGGGCUCGGCGGCGGAAAACACCGACGGCGGCUUCGCCUCCCCUCACAACGUCGACGGCGACUUCCUGGUAGACGCCGGAGCGAAUGAACUUCUGGGAGCUGCAGAGGACAAGCGGGGACCUUCUCCGUGGGCCAUGGUGUACUCCCUGAAGAAACCAGCAGGCGGCGCUGCUCAGAAGCCACCCCAAAAGGCAGGCGGAGGAAAAGCUCGCUGGAUGCCCUUCAUCCCAAACAUGCGCAAACCCGUGUGGCCUAAAGCAUGACGGAUUCACGCCAAAAUCUCCCUUUAAGUUUUCUCCAGAAUACUGAUCCUAGCCGUAUUCUUUCUCCAAGCCAGUCAGUUUGGUAGUAUUGUGUAUAUGAAAGAAUUGGUGUAUCAACAACCUUCAUUUCUUUGAUGUAGAGAAUAUGAUAUCGAAUACUUGUUUGAUAAAAGAACAUCGUACACUAGCAUCUAUCUAUUAUAUAACAGUGUAGAGCUAAUCAAAUGGUUCAGGUUUUGAUCGUUUCUAUUCGUCAUAUGGGGUCUGGAAUUGAACUGCUGAACUGACUGAUAAUGAUUUACAAGAGUGGACUUGUUGAGUAUGUUCAAUGGAUCAAUAUUGCUAAAUUAGUGAGAACGAAUUGAAGAAAAGUAUCAAAAUUCCUAGUCAGUUUUGACGUGUGUAUUACGAAAUUGAGAACAGAUUAUCAAUUGAUUAAAUAGACUUUUGUAGAUGAAAUACAAAAAGGAUGCUUGGUCCGAAUUGUAAAAAAAGACAUCAAUAAUCACAUGUAACCAUUGUAAAACCUAGAGGCAAUGUAUUAGGUGUGGACAAACCUGGCUUUUUCUUCACAGGCACAGCUUUCAUUGUCGUAGAAACACCUGAAUAUAACACCUACAAUGGUCAGGUAAAUGGAGAAAGGUACGGAAGAACAUGGCACAAGAGAAAUAUUGCACCUUGGUGUUGAAAAU
Messenger RNA from Branchiostoma floridae (Florida lancelet), 1574 nucleotides. RefSeq lists its product as uncharacterized. The coding region runs from base 277 to 882 and encodes 201 amino acids. The record is from RefSeq and is a predicted model, not a curated record. Lineage: Eukaryota; Metazoa; Chordata; Leptocardii; Amphioxiformes; Branchiostomatidae. The transcript is spliced from 2 exons.